This is a messenger RNA of Truncatella angustata, 894 nucleotides long. RefSeq lists its product as uncharacterized. The record is from RefSeq and is a predicted model, not a curated record. NCBI's taxonomy places the organism in Eukaryota, Fungi, Ascomycota, Sordariomycetes, Amphisphaeriales, Sporocadaceae. The transcript has 2 exons. The coding region runs from base 1 to 894 and encodes 297 amino acids.
AUGGCUGCCUGGCCACUUGUUAGAUUUUCAGUAUGGACUUGUGCUCUGGCCCUGUUGAGCUGGCAUGUCCAGGCCAUCAGGCUUCUGUACGCAUCGGACUUUCGGAAUCAUGUCACAUCAGGGUCUGUCGUCCCGAUUGUCUGGCAGGACCAGAGAGGCGUCGUCGAUGUUGUUUUGGUGAUGCAUUGGCUAGACGGGCUCGUUAACUCCACCACAAUCGUAACGAAUUCUAACACAGGUUGGACUGUUUGGCAGCCGUGCCAGGUCGAGGGCGCCUUGUGCAUUAUUGUAGUUAUUGAUAGAGACCCACGAGACAGAAGCGUAAUUACAUCGGCUGUGUCGCCAGGUUUUGCAGUGAGGAGUGUUCCGCAGUCGUCUGGCCAACAAUACGUACAUCGGAGAACGAACCCAUUCACGAGUCUCUAUAUCGCGGAGAUCACAUCGCCCACGGUGGUCGCUCCAAGUACAGGCCUUCUCACUGACCCAAGCGAGCCGACUUGGUCCGCGAGCUUUUAUUCGUCCUCUCCAAGCUCCACGUCGGAAAUCAGUAUCAAAGGACCCUCGGACCGCUUGAUGUCAUCCACAGCCGUGGCUGCACAGGACGUCGGCACUACUUUGACGGUGAGUAAUGAGCACCAAACCUCGACCGCAUCAAUGCCAACAGAGAUGGCACUCUCCGGGGAUCCGACCGGCGGGCUUGGUACCAGCGCAGCAGCUGGGAUCGGGGUCGGGUCGACCUUGGUUGGAAUACUGAUUCUGGUCCUCGUGGGCGUCUACAUUUGUUUCCGGAAGCGGAAAACACCGGCACAGCAUGGAGGUGCCGGGAAAGAACCUUCCAGUCAAGAGAUCGAAUUGGACAGACCCGUACCGAGACAGCAAGGGAGCCAAGUCUAA